AUGGGGAUUACUAAUUUCAAGACGAAUGCAAAAUCUGUAGAGAAUAGUCAGCUAUUCAAGACACUUCUAGAAAAAGAGGAAAAUGCAAAGUUUAAGCAAAGCUAUCUAAGUUCUAAUGCAGCCUCAUUUAAGUUUGCAUAUUAAGCAUACAAGUAAUAAAAAUAAAAGCCUUUGGUUGAAAUGAUAUCAGAUAAAGCCACAUUUGACAGUAGAACUAAUAACAUUAUAAAUUUCAACGCUAAUCCAAUACAAAAAGAUGUUAUUCCCAGUAUAAAUAUUACUGUGAACACUCAUAAAUCAAGCUCACUCUCAUAGAAGAAUACAUGGCUCAAGCAUAAAAAAUAAGUAGUCAAAGACGAGCUUCUCAUGUCACAAUUAAAUGACAGAGAAUCUCAAGAGCACUUAAUGAACUAGAAUGAUAAAGACACAAUAUCGGAAAAAUCUCCAAUGAGUACUGAGAAGAUUUAGUAUGUGACAUAACCACAAAGGAGAUUAGUAAGAGUUAUAAAGAAGAAUAUAUCUGGGAGUAGUGAAAAUAAUUAAAGCUAAGGGGGUUUAAAACCGGCCAAGGCCGUUAGACAAUUAUCGCCUUCUAAAGAUUUAUCUCCAGCUCUAUCAGCAAACAGAAAGGAUAAAACUAAGACUCUUAUUAAUGAGAUACUCGUUAAUCAAAAUCUAAUGAACCAAUAGCAAGAUAAAGCUAGGUUUGGCUCAAAGAACCUAUUCCUCAGAACUGCCUCCUAAAAAGAUUUAACAUAAGUUUAGAUUCCAAAAUAGCAAUCAGCCUAGAAUCUAUAAAGUGCAGUUAAGCAGGCUAAUCUGCUCGCAAUAAAAUAAAAAAUCUUACCUCAUCUUGAUGCAAAGCACUCUGAAAAUAAUCCUUUAACUAUUCAAUAGCAUAACAAUCAUCAUUCUAGAAGAAUUCCUCUAACUGAUAAGGAGAGUAGUAGUCAAUAGUUUUAAGUCGGGGUUAGUAACUAAAUUGCAACUUAAGGCCAUAAUUAAAUUCAGUAGGAAGAGGCACAAUCUAAAUUCAAUCAAUUGAUGAAUUUUAGUUUGGACUAGCAAUUUUCCAAAAUAAGAACCAAGUUGAGAGCUUAUUAGAGGAAGAAAAAGAACUUGCAAAAAACUAUAAACUAUAUUAAGAAUAAUCAUGAUGGAGAUGAUUCAAUAGUGAUUACCAAGAGUAUUGGGUAAAAAGGUGUAAGAUUCGCCUUAGAUAAUGAUUAAUGA
Molecule: messenger RNA, 1233 nt
Organism: Stylonychia lemnae
Lineage: Eukaryota; Ciliophora; Spirotrichea; Sporadotrichida; Oxytrichidae
Source: the annotation of a GenBank genome assembly